Messenger RNA from Cloeon dipterum, 1852 nucleotides. RefSeq lists its product as uncharacterized. Gene Ontology annotation, cellular component: nucleus; cytosol. The record is from RefSeq and is a predicted model, not a curated record. The transcript has 7 exons. Gene Ontology annotation, molecular function: mRNA 5'-diphosphatase activity. Lineage: Eukaryota; Metazoa; Arthropoda; Insecta; Ephemeroptera; Baetidae. Gene Ontology annotation, biological process: NAD-cap decapping; nuclear-transcribed mRNA catabolic process. Bases 172 to 1326 code for a protein of 384 amino acids.
CUCACUGUCAGGUCAGGAUAUUCUUAUAUCGUCGUCGGCAGAAGGCAGAAGCAUUCACAACUAAUUGUAAGACCUAUCAGCGAAGGAUUUGCUUGCGCAUUUUGUGUUGCUUGGGAACCAAUCGGAACGAUACCUUAUUUAUCCGAUCUCUUAAUUGGUGACAAGGAAAAAAUGUCGUUGCAUAUUACAAACCCACACAACGUAGACUUUAACGAGUCUGCAGUAAAAGAUGUUGACUUCAAUGCGACUGCUGUGUCAUGGUACACCUCGAGAGACGCUGUGAGAGGCGAAAUAGGAUUCUGCGGACAGGAUGAGUCAGCUAUCAAGUACUUGCACAUGCCUGCAUCGACAAGAGUGAAUUUCAACUUGAAUAGAACCCAUCCAGGAGACAAACUGCAAAUUGAAAAAUAUGCCGACAACAAAGAUAUCAGUGACCUGUUAUCUUGGGUGCAAGAAAUUGGAUUUGAGGAGGACAGCUUUACAAAGGCAGACUUUGUGUGCUCUCGCCAUGAUUUACUGGACCUGUUGUUGAUGCCUUUCUCUGAUCAAAGAUUCAACAAGAGCGUGAAACUGUACUUGACGAAAGUGAAUGGGAAGAUCUACAUCCGCAGAAUGGCUUCAAAACAAGACAAGGAUCAUAUUGUGCACAUGGACGACUUUUCAAAGCAGAGAACUACCCAUGGAUUAAUUUUCCAGCAUUAUAUGAUUUCUGACUCGGCAAACAAGGCGCCUGUUCCUGAUAAACCAUUUGUCCGAGGGGACAAGACGAUGUACGUCGUUUUCGAAAGCAGUGUGGGAAAGCACCAGCUGCUCUACGCAUCCAAGGUCAAGGCCUUGGACAAUCCUGAGGACUUGUUGAAUUUGGACGGUGCCUCAUUCACAGAUGUCAGGACCAACAUGGGCAAUUCGUCUGCCGACAUCAGAUGGAGGAAAUGGCUUGAGUUUUGGGGAAACUGCAUGACUGGCAAAUUGGACAAGAUCGCGAUUGGCUUUGUCGGAAAGGGGCGCGCCAUUGGCACGGUCAAAAACCUGGAGGUCAUUCAAGCAGACAAGUUGAUCCCCAAAUGCGAGACUGCAUACAAAAAAGACCGAUAUAAAACCUCAGAUGUCAUGCCCAAGGGGGAAUAUUGUUUGGAUGUGCUCGACAAAGUGUUGUCUUUCUUCAAGAGUGAAUUGGAGGGCGCCAAGCCAGACGAAGUGUACGAGUUUGAGUACACUCCCGCUGAUUCCGAGUUGGCAAACAUCAAACUUCUUGGCAGUUCCAAUUACGACUCCAUUUUUGUAAUCCCCAAAUGGUACAAAGAGUGGCUGGACCGCCAGGCCUAGUUCUCGAGCGGCUUUGAGCAGAGAGAUUUUAUAUAAUAUAUAUAUAUAUAUAGAUGGUUUUUAUGAUUAAAAUUUCAUUUAUCUGAUCUGUUGUUUUGAAGUCAAUUGUAACACAAGUUCAACUGAAAUGUUUGUAUGAACAUGUAAAGGUUAGGAUUUGACAGGCCAUGGGAGUGGCAAAGAAUGUCCUAGAUGGAUAAAAUAUUUUGCAUUGUAAAUGACUAUGAAGCUUUGAUAGCUUGAUUUAUAUCUACUUAAUUAUAGUUUUCAAAACGUUUGAUAGAUAGUAUUUUGUGAAUAUUUUAUCAGAAUGAAAUUUUUAUAUAUCGUUUUUUGUGAGUAUAUAUGAUGCUACUUGAACUGCAAUUGGAGAUAUAAUUUGCCACCAAAAAUUGGUUUGAAUAUUUAUAACCAAACUUGUCGCACGUUAUUUUAUUUUAAUUAAAAUCUCAUCACGUUCCUCAUCCAUAUGCGUGUAUGUAGUGUUAAAAGAGUUGAAAAUUAAAUCCAAAUAUCAUUGCAAAUA